Messenger RNA from Nymphaea colorata (pocket water lily), 2415 nucleotides. Its product is annotated as methylcrotonoyl-CoA carboxylase subunit alpha, mitochondrial. Gene Ontology annotation, cellular component: mitochondrion. The transcript has 16 exons. Gene Ontology annotation, molecular function: ATP binding; metal ion binding; methylcrotonoyl-CoA carboxylase activity. Lineage: Eukaryota; Viridiplantae; Streptophyta; Magnoliopsida; Nymphaeales; Nymphaeaceae. The record is from RefSeq and is a predicted model, not a curated record. The coding region runs from base 33 to 2255 and encodes 740 amino acids.
CAAGUUUCGGCUUCUCCACUGGAUUAGGAGCAAUGUCCUCCAUGUCAUCGUUUCUCCGGCGAAGGUCUUCUGGCCGAUCAUCGCCGCUGAGUCGUCUCAUCAUCUGCCUUCAACGAAGGUCUAUCUCAGACUCGCCGGCAAGGGCGUCCCCGAGCAUCGAGAAGAUCCUCGUCGCGAACCGAGGGGAAAUCGCAUGCAGGAUCAUGAGGACGGCCAGGCGGCUCGGCAUUCGCACUGUUGCCGUAUUUAGCGACGCCGAUGAGGGUGCUCUCCAUGUAAAGUCUGCCGACGAGGCAGUGCGCAUCGGCCCGCCGCCCGCCCGAUCGAGCUACCUGAAUGCUUCUGUCAUCGUGGAGGCCGCUCUUCGCACUGGCGUUCAGGCUAUCCAUCCAGGAUAUGGUUUUCUGUCAGAAAGUGCUGAAUUUGCUCAACUAUGUGAAGACAAGGGAUUAACAUUCAUCGGGCCACCUGCAUCUGCAAUCAGAGAUAUGGGAGAUAAGAGUGCAUCAAAGCGGAUAAUGGGUGCUGCAGGGGUACCACUAGUGCCUGGAUAUCAUGGUGAGGAACAGGACAUUGAUUUUCUAAAAGCAGAAGCACACAAGAUUGGAUACCCUGUCUUGAUAAAACCAACCCACGGCGGUGGAGGAAAGGGCAUGAGGAUAGUUCAUGGACCUAAUGAGUUUGUUGAAUCAGUUCUGGGAGCUCAACGUGAAGCUGCUGCUUCUUUUGGUGUAAAUACUUUACUGUUGGAGAAAUAUAUUACAAGGCCAAGGCACAUUGAAGUUCAGAUAUUUGGGGACAAGCAUGGGAAUGUUAUCCAUCUGUAUGAAAGAGAUUGCAGCGUGCAGAGGAGACACCAAAAGAUAAUUGAAGAAGCGCCAGCACCAAAUGUGAAGCAUGAAUUUCGAUCUCACUUGGGUGAAGCUGCUGUUUCUGCUGCAAAGGCAGUAGCUUACCACAAUGCGGGCACCGUGGAAUUCAUAGUGGAUACAUCAUCGGGUGAAUUCUAUUUUAUGGAGAUGAACACACGUCUACAGGUUGAGCACCCUGUGACUGAGAUGAUUGUAGAGCAAGAUCUUGUGGAAUGGCAGAUUCGUGUUGCAAAUGGAGAAAAUCUUCCAUUGACUCAAUCUCAGGUGCCCUUAACCGGGCAUGCCUUCGAAGCACGUAUAUAUGCUGAAAAUGUUCCUAAAGGAUUUCUUCCUGCUGCAGGCAUCCUGCAUCAUUACCAACCUGUCUCUGUUUCACCAACAGUGAGAGUUGAGACUGGAGUCGAAGAAGGAGAUAGUGUUAGUGUGCAUUAUGAUCCUAUGAUUGCUAAGCUUGUAGUGUGGGGAGAAAAUCGUUCCGCAGCUUUGGUUAAAUUGAGACACUGCCUUUCACAAUUUCAGGUUGCAGGCCUACCAACUAAUACUAGAUUCCUUCAGCAGCUUGCAAGCCAUUGGGCAUUUGAAAGAGGCCUGGUAGAAACACAUUUUAUUGAGCAUUUCAAAAGUGACCUAUUCCCUGCCUCAAGUGAUGCUACAGGAAAAGCUGCAUAUACUGCUGCUAAUAUUAGUGCAUCCUUACUUGCUGCUUGUAUUUGCAAAUGUGAACAUAAUGAAUCACUGGCCAGCAUUCCAGGUAGGGGAAAUUUAUUGCCAUUAUGGUACUCCCAUCCACCAUUUCGCAAUCAUCACUUUGCAAAGCAAGAAAUGGAACUUGAAUGGCAACCAGAUGUUGCUGAUAUGAACUCAGUGCCAAUGAAACUUGUAAUGACUUGUCAAUCUGAUGGAAGGUACUUUGUUAAGACUGAGGAUAAUGAUUCAUCUGGAGUAACUGUUGGUGUUGUGCGUCUAGAAGACCAUGUUUUCAAGGUUGACGUGGAUGGUUGGAGAAUAGAUGUUUGCCUGGCAGUUUAUUAUAAGGACCAUGUGAAGCACAUGCAUGUCUGGCAUGGGCAGCAUCAUCACCACUUCACUCAGAAGGCACCUUUGAAACGAUCAACUGAUGAGGGUUUGGAUGUCAGAUCGAGAUUUGAGGCUGCAAAUCUUCCAAAAGGAACUGUUGUGGCACCCAUGGCCGGUUUGGUGGUGAAGCUCCUGGUGGAGGAUGGGAUGAAGGUGGAAGAAGGUCAACCCAUGUUGGUCUUGGAAGCCAUGAAAAUGGAGCAUGUUGUCAAAGCCCCCUGUUCUGGAUAUGUUCGUGGGCUUCAAGUGACUGCUGGUCAGCAAAUAUUCGAUAGCAGUGUGCUGUUCACUAUACAGGAUGAAUAGGUUAGGCCUCAAAAGAGAUGAAACAUUCUGGACGACUCCUCUGCCUGAUACUCCAGUACCAAUCAGCACGAGUGCCUCGCAUCUGUAUCAGUAUAUUGUAUCAUAAGAAUAAAUUUCAGUUUCUUCAAUAAAAUCACCUAAUAAUCGUUCUUUAAUCUAA